GUUCUCGCCAUGGCGCUGAAAGACGUCCGUACGUGAGACAUUGAUGUGCCGACCACAGACGACGCUGUGCGGACUGACAAGCGGACUCAUGCAGACUCGCUGCUACUCUGGACCCUUUUGUAGCUCGGGUGAGGCCAGCAUUUCGGAGCAUAAUUCGAGCCCGGUCUCGGAAGACGCGCGCUCUCAGUCUGCAACCGUUUCACCGAGCCCGCUCAGCCUAGCAGCGCACGUACGUGGAAUGAAUGAGUGGAGCGGACAGCUUCUUGGCGCAUUGCAUGGAGAUGAGAGAGGCAAGCUUGGAUGCACUUGCGAGAACUGACUGAAGCCGGAGAAAGCGCACUAGCAAGCCCGCAAAUCCGGAUCCGAGACCUCCUUUCUCGAACGGAGUCAGAUGUACACCUCGUGCUGCACCAUCACUCCACAUAUCCUGCUCGACACACGGUCAAACAUGACUUCCAUUGAAAGGUGACGGUGUUGACCGGGCUCGCAGCAGUCUGUGGGACCAAGGGUGAUGAUCAGAGGUUGCGCGUCAAACAGUACCUUGGCGCCUCAUCCCCUUCCGGCAUAUCCCACACUCUCCACACGCCAUACCUUGUCCUCCAGCGCAGAACCAAUCGUUGCAUCAGCCUCCGUCUAGGGUGGUUGUCGGAGCCGCCUCUCUUCCUCCGUCUUGCCAAUGCAACCUCUCCCGAUCAUUAUUGUGGGUUAAGUACCCUGCGAGGGAUGGUCAACUCGCUUGGCAUACGUGGGAUGCCCUCGCAACGGAGACGGCUGUCCUCACUUAAAGGCGGACCUCGACGGGGAUGAACCCCUCCCAAAACCUUUCGUGUCCAUCUCCUACACCGACCUUCUCUCAAUCCCGCGACCUCCCUUUCCGCCCAUCUCUUCCAAACUUCGCUUCUCACUUUCACAGCUGAUCCGCCAAAUCACAGCUGCGUCUGCCUGCCGUGCAGAUUGAAAGACACCAUUUCCAGGAC
This is a messenger RNA of Ceraceosorus bombacis, 977 nucleotides long. NCBI's taxonomy places the organism in Eukaryota, Fungi, Basidiomycota, Exobasidiomycetes, Ceraceosorales, Ceraceosoraceae. The record is from the annotation of a GenBank genome assembly.